Messenger RNA from Wallemia ichthyophaga EXF-994, 3072 nucleotides. Its product is annotated as Importin-9. The transcript has 6 exons. Lineage: Eukaryota; Fungi; Basidiomycota; Wallemiomycetes; Wallemiales; Wallemiaceae. Gene Ontology annotation, molecular function: small GTPase binding. The record is from RefSeq and is a predicted model, not a curated record. Gene Ontology annotation, cellular component: cytosol; nuclear envelope. Gene Ontology annotation, biological process: protein import into nucleus. The coding region runs from base 1 to 3072 and encodes 1023 amino acids.
AUGGACUUAGCGACUGUUUUACUCGGAAGUCUGUCACCAGACACAGCGCAGAGAAUGUCUGCUGAGCAGUAUCUCGAGACUUCUCAGUCAGAUCCAAAUUUCCCGCUCGCGCUCACAGAUCUCAUCGGCAACGUCGACAACCCAAUACACACGCCUGGAAUUAUUCUCAGAAAGUACGUCAACGAACGCUGGUCGCCUUUCUUCGUCGCGUUCAAAGGAAGUCCACCACCACCAGAUAUCAAGGAUAUCAUUAGGCAACGCUUGUUCUCUCUCCUCUCAACCUCACACAAGCAGAUCAGAACAGCUUGCGCAUACGCCUUGGCUUCUAUAGCCAGCUGCGACUAUCCAGAGCAAUACCCCUCUCUACUUCACGAUCUCGCUCAGCUUUUCCAGCAAGCUCAAAGGGAUGGUGUUCACGGCGCAAUGAGAGUUCUUCUCGAUUUCGUCAAGGCGGAUCUUACAGAGACGCAACUCGUCCCUGUCACUCAGGAGCUGCUACCACUAUUGCUUCACAUCCUCAAAAACCCUACAUAUGCAGACAGCACGCGUGGUUUGACUGUCGCUGUCCUACGCCAGUGCGUCCUUACUCUCGAAAUGGUCAAAUCGACCUACCCAGAUGCUGUUAAAGAGAUUGUGAAUAGUGUUAUACCAGUGUGGAUUGACGGUUUCAUUGCUCUUCUCCAAGUACCGCCUCAGAAGGAAACCAGGUCCCAGUGGGGUAUUAGGUUCGAGAUCAUUAAGACAAUCGCAUCCGUCUUCUCGACUUUCAAAUCACUCAUCACUACAAACAACAACAUUGAAAGCUUGACACGCAUUUUGAUAGAUCAUUUAGUGACACUGUUGCCCAUCUUUUACGAUCGACAGGUCUAUGAUACCCAGUCAUAUGAACAACCUGAAGGCGAAGAGGAAGACGACGGUGCUGCUGUUGAAGAGCUCAUCUGUCCUAUUAUUGACUUGUUGACUGGUUUUGCGAACAACAAACAUACUAAGGGUACCAUCGAACAGGCUAUUCCAUUGCUUGUUAAACUUUCACUCGAAUGGGGUCAAAUGACUGUUGAAGAUGAAGACACCUGGAUCUCAGAUCCGAACGCAUUUGUUGAUGACGAAGACGAUGAAACGGAAAAUUACAGCCUAAGAAUAGCCACUCAUGACUUGCUGGGAGUUCUGCUCGACAGAUAUCCAACACCAACUGCAAAAGUUUUGGGUCCAGUGACUGCUGAGCUGUUGUCUACGUCCCAAUCUGCUUCACAAGAGGGUAAGCAGCAUUGGUGGAAGCCAAUCGAAGCAGCAUUGGCAGCAAUUGGCAACCUUUCUAAUCAGCUUGGCGAUGAGGACAACGAAGCAGCUGAGCACUUUGAUUUGAUGGGAUUGUGUCAGAGUGUCGUUAUGCAAUUUGUAAACGCGAACGAGUCUCCUUUCUUACAAGGCAGAGCAUUUGUAUUUGCCUCCAAAUUUGCCGGUAACCUGCCACCUGAUCUCGCAGGCGCAUUCGUUGAUGCUGCUGCCGCGAUGCUCAACCACAGCAAUGCAGGUGUACCGGUAAAAAUCAGCGCUGUGCGCGCGAUUCGCAACUUUGCCAAUGGACUAGAUGAUGAGAUAGUGGGACCAAAAGCAUUGCAGAUUCUGUCAUCGAUCGUACCCCUUCUUGCCCACACUACAGAAUCGACUUUAGGAUUGCUUGUUGAAGCGGUGGAUAGUGUACUCGAUACGCUCAACACUGAAGCUUUGACAACAGAACUCGUUGUUCAGCUAUCGUCAGUUAUUCUGCCAGUCUGGGAGAAGAACGUCAAUGAUCCUCUACUGGCUUCGCAGUUGGAUGAUCUCUUUGUCACGCUUUCUGAAUCAGGCUCCAAGGCCCACUCGGCGCUUGUUGGCAUAGCUGUCAAACCGCUUAUCGGCGCUGUUAGUCGCGCUGCACCGGGACAGCCAGGUGGGGAGGAUGUUGAUGCGCGCUUGUUGGCAAGUUCCGCUAUUCAACUUAUCAAUUCUAUCGUCAGGGCUAGAAGUGAAGGUCUAGAGCCUGGUGUGAUAGCCACGACUUGUCCCGCCCUCUUCAACAUACUCGAGAGUGCCGAUGAUCGCACACUAAUGCAAGAUGGUAUUGAGUUGUUGACGACAUAUAUACGCAAAGACAUACAAGGGUUGUUGGAAUGGAAGAGUGACUCGCUCGUUCGGAUUCUCAACAUCAUUGCCAAACUUCUUCAAACGGAUUCAGAAGGCAGUGCACUUUUUAUCGGCGAUGUCGUAACACAUCUCUUCCGUAACGUGUCCAAGGAUAUACUCGACCCAGCUCUCCCCCAACUUCUCAAAGUAAUCUUAGAUAGAUUGGCACUGAGUAAGACAUCAGCAUUCACACAGAACCUAGUUAUACCAUUCACAUACCUGAUUCAUACUCGCAGAGAAGUCAUUUUGGAAUAUCUCUCUAAUACUGCCGUGCUUGAUGUUAAUAGUAACAGUAUGGUCAGUGGAUUGGAGGUUUUGUUGAGAAUGUGGUGCGAUAAUGCAGAAACUUUUAGGGGUUUCUGGGCCAUUAGAAUUAGUACUCUUGCAUUAGUGGAUCUGUACACUAGUCAAGAUCCUCGCCUAGAUAGCGUAAUGGUCAAAGGCGACCAAAUUAUUGAUGAGUCGAAUCGGAACACCAUUAUGACGCGUUCCAAGACCCGCAAUGCGCCUAUUGAAUUUACGAGCAUACCCUUCCCGCUCAAAGCCAUCAAAUUGCUUCUUGGUGAAAUACAGAAUGUGGGCACGUCGGCUGCUAAGUCUAACACUGUCAAAGAUGUAGAUGAGGAUGAUGAUGAUGAUGACUGGGAAGAUGACGAUCCACUUGCUGGUGCUGAUGAUGAGAUCCAUUAUCUUUCAGAUCUGCUUUCACCAGGUGGUGAUCUUCUCGACGAUGGUGAUGCAGAUGCUGAAGAUAUGCGCGAUGAUCCAGACUGUCAGAUCGACAUUGGGAAUUACUUGUCCGACUUCUUAAGAACGGCGUACACAGCUAACACAUUCAACACACAUGAUAGAUGCGCACAUUUGAGUGCUCAAGAACAGGCUAUAUUUCAACAUGCCAUGGUAAAUUGA